Messenger RNA from Arabidopsis lyrata subsp. lyrata, 612 nucleotides. RefSeq lists its product as uncharacterized. Bases 98 to 472 code for a protein of 124 amino acids. The record is from RefSeq and is a predicted model, not a curated record. The transcript is spliced from 2 exons. Lineage: Eukaryota; Viridiplantae; Streptophyta; Magnoliopsida; Brassicales; Brassicaceae.
UCCUGCUUUCACAAUUUCACAGUUCUCUAACCUCUUUAUUUUCUUUUUUCUUCGUCUCAAUAACUUAUACCAAAUUCCUUACUCUAACUACUCAGCAAUGCCUUGGUCAGGUCCUGCUCUUCUCUUCGUCAGGAGAUCCGCAGAGAUUGGCUCAUUAAGUAAAGGAUCAACUGAUGUUAAAAUAGCUGUGAGGAAUGGAGAAGCUAGGAUUGUUAUCUUGGCCCGUGACGCACCCCAACACUUGAGAAAUGAGAUAUCUACACUGUGCGGUCCAAAUUAUAUCUCCAUAUAUGAAGUGCCAAAUAGUGUUGAGUUAGGCAUCGCUGCGACGAUUAAUGGCGGUCCUACACCCAUUUGUGCACUUGUGGCUCCCGAUCAAGAUGAUGAACUUCAGGACCUGAUCAGAUCAUGGGAAGUCAUCCUCCGUGCGAUUUGGUCGCUUCAUUUUUACUUGGCUGGUUACAACCCUUAAAAGGAUAUAUUGGGUGCUUUUUCUAUUAUGAAGCUACAUUAGAUUAUAAAUAAUCGAAGCAUCUGUCAUGGCCGGGUGGAUUUGGGUUUAGGCGUUUUAAUAUUUUAUCUGAAGAUCAUUACAUAUUUUAUCCUGAUGAA